AAUAAAACGCCAGCCGGCCAAUACGGUUGCGUUGCUUUGCAUCUAAGGAGUAAAUAAGACGAAUUCCCCUCAUCCGCCGUUAACACCCCCACUCAGCCCCGGCGAUCUGCUCCGACAACUCCACCGCGUGCACGGCAGCGAACCGUUGAUCUCUCUCUCUCUAUCUAAGUGCUUGUAUUCUGUCUGUUUCUAUCCGGUUCAACGAUUAUCCGAAUCCGUGGAAAUGGUUUCGUUCGAGAUGAACGAUCGAAAAAAGAUUGGUUUAGGGUUGACAGGGUUUGGAGUGUUCUUUUCAUUCUUAGGAAUCAUCUUCUUCUUCGACAAGGGGCUAAUUGCCAUGGGAAAUAUUCUCUUUGUAUCAGGGGUGGCCUUAACAAUUGGUCUGAAGCCAUCCUUGCAGUUUUUCAUGAAACGUAGCAACUAUAAGGGCACAGUGUCAUUCGGAGUUGGUUUUUUCUUGGUUAUCAUUGGAUGGCCUAUCUUGGGGAUGAUUCUUGAGGCUUAUGGUUUUGUUGUGCUUUUUAGUGGGUUCUGGCCGACUUUGGCAGUUUUCCUGCAAAAGAUACCUGUUCUUGGGUGGCUCUUUCAGCAGCCUUUUGUUAGAUCGUUCUUUGAUCGCUACCGAGGAAAACGAGUACCAGUCUGACUUUAGUGUUGACAGCUUUACAGGAGAUUCGAAUGACCAUCUCCGAGACUCUCUCCCCCAUACAAAUGUACGGUCUGCGAAACACGGCCCUCAAGCGUGUUACCCGUUACCACUCAACCAGCACCAGUAUGACAACACUUUAGUAUUUGCUCUCAGGUCGAUGCUAGCUACUACAUGGUUUGGUUAUGGUCUUUUUUUUACUUUAGUGCUCUGUAGCAGUUUUACCUUUUCAUAGCUGUUGUGUAAGCCUUUUUUUAUCUUUGGAGUAAUCCUUUCUACAUCCACAAUCCAUUUGUAUCGGGGGUUUCGGUUCAUUCGUGGUAAAAUUGUAAAUACCGUGUUUUUAGUCUCCUGGUAACAAUUGGAAUUACACCAACUAUUGAACUGGAACUUUUGGUGUCAUUAAUAAUAGCUGUGCCAUUUU
Molecule: messenger RNA, 1070 nt
Organism: Cuscuta campestris
Lineage: Eukaryota; Viridiplantae; Streptophyta; Magnoliopsida; Solanales; Convolvulaceae
Source: the annotation of a GenBank genome assembly